Messenger RNA from Aplysia californica (California sea hare), 3976 nucleotides. Its product is annotated as diacylglycerol kinase epsilon. Gene Ontology annotation, molecular function: ATP-dependent diacylglycerol kinase activity. The coding region runs from base 658 to 2262 and encodes 534 amino acids. Lineage: Eukaryota; Metazoa; Mollusca; Gastropoda; Aplysiida; Aplysiidae. The record is from RefSeq and is a predicted model, not a curated record. The transcript is spliced from 11 exons.
CGUGUAGGCCUAUCCUAUUAUUAGUCAACUCAGCGUUAUCAAGCGUUUACAAGCCACCCUGAGAAAUUGUGACCGAUGCUUUUCAGCAGAUACCGUUUAGGUUUUUGACACUGAUUGGGAACUCAUGCUAAAAACACAGGCCUAAAGAAGAUCUCCCAUUAUUGUGUGGGGACAUGCAUUAGGUACGCCACACGCUGAGCGAUAACAAUGCACUGUGUCUGAAUAGGCCUACUAAGCCUCGGGCAUCUCUCACUCAACGACACGAAUGAGCUCGAUUUCGAUUCAGCGACAUUCAGCGUUCCGUUCCGCGCAAAGUUCAGACAGGAAGUUGGAGAAUGUUUUGAAAUUUUCAUUAUCUCCCCUCAUUCAAUAUGGCGGCCCCCAUUAUAAUGUUGGUAAUGUAAACGAAGUUACUUUCUUACCCAGACGACACGUACGUCGUCAUGAGUCAGCUCUUGAAGAUAUAUCUGUUUCAUUUGUUCUUACCUGCAUGUUUCGAUUUGAAUACAAAACUUCGAACCUACAUGAUAUGAAGCAGGCUGAGAAAAUGCGUCGCUACAGUGGGUUGGCCUUUCAUCCCUUUCGGGUCACUCCCCCAAACAGCAAAAACAGUGAGGGAUUGCCAACUAAGGUGUGAGCAGAGGCACAUAUGUCAGGAUGGAUGAUUUUAUGUUCUCCCUACUCAUAAUGUUAAGUUUACUCAGUGUUGCAGCAUACCUGCUGUCUUUGUACAGAAAGUAUCGUUUGAGACAUUAUUCUGUGCCAGUUCGAGAUCCUACCAAGGGUCAUAGGUUUUACAUGGUAGACAUGUUCACUGCCAUGACUUAUUGUAAUGUCGAAGAAUGUCGCCUGAUCCAUGGAGCUCAGUGUGACACCUGUGGUAUCUGUGUUGACGAUCAUAACAUGAAAACAGCGAACAAAAAAAUAUCGUGCAAAGUAGCUUCUAGUAAAAAUUCAGUGAUGACCCACCAUUGGGUAAGAGGCAAUUUACCUGCCUGCAGUGAAUGUGCUGUCUGUGAAGAGGAGUGUGGAGUAGUGCUGGCCCUCAUUGACCUGCGUUGUGCUUGGUGCAAACGGACUGUGCAUGAUGACUGUGCACCAAAAACAGUUACAUGUGACCUGGGCACAUACCAGAAUUUUAUUGUUCCACCUAACUGUAUUGAAGUGAAAUGGGUUGGUGUUAAAGGCACAAGGCAAAGACAUCAAAUUGUUAAAAAUGUCUGCCGGCCAAAGAUUGAAAAGUGGACUCCUCUCAUUGUCAUAGCAAAUAGGAAAAGUGGGAGUAAUGAAGGAGAGCUGUUGCUAAGACACUUCAGAGACAUCUUAAACCCAGCUCAGGUUAUUGAUAUACAAGAUGUGUCACCUGAAAAUGCGUUAGAAUGGUGCAAUUUACUUCCUGAUGUCACAUUCCGACUCCUUGUCUGUGGUGGAGAUGGUACCAUUGGUUGGGUACUCACUGCCAUUGAAAAACUCAAACUUCAGAAUCCGCCAAGACUGUGCAUUCUUCCCCUUGGAACUGGAAAUGAUCUGUCUCGUGUGUUGGGUUGGGGAGAAGGUUACACGGGCGAUGUGGAUGUAAAGGAAAUUCUGAACAACGUUAUCAAAGCACAUGCUGUUCAGUUGGACAGGUGGACUGUGGACAUAAGGCAUGAAAAGCACUUUGGAUUUGCCAGGCCGUCAAAAACUUUCAUCAUGAACAAUUAUCUGUCUAUUGGUGUCGAUGCUCUUGUGACCUUGAAUUUUCACAAACAGAGAGAAAGCUGGCCGUCCCUUUUUGCACACAGGAUUAUCAAUAAGUUUUGUUAUUUCACCUAUGGGACCAAGGACGUGUUGGAGAGAGAGUGUAAGCACUUGGAAAAGAAACUCAAGGUGGAGCUGGACGGUCGUCAGAUCCUGCUGCCGGCCCUAGAGGGUGUAGUGGUUCUGAACAUUUCCAGCUGGGGAGGUGGCUGCCAGCCCUGGGGGGACGCCUCCGAGGAGGAAGGACUCUCACAGCCCUGCUACGAUGACGGUGUGUUGGAGGUGAUGGGACUUUUCUCCUCCUUCCACAUCGCCCAGCUGCAGAUAGGCCUGGCCACGCCCCUAAGACUCGGACAAGCCAAGACCGUCAAGAUCUCCCUCCAGGGCAGCAAUGCUCCGAUGCAGGUGGACGGCGAGCCGUGGGAGCAGCACCCGGCGGAGAUCUACGUCACACACAGAGGACAGGCCGCCAUGAUGGCUCUCGGGAUCGACGGGGCCGGCGCUGGUACUAGCGUCGGAUGAGCUGAGGCCUUGACGCUCAGAGAUAGUAUAAGAACGUAUAGUAUGAGGCUUAGGCCCUGCACACAUUAGGAACAUUCUACACAAUUCAAGGCUGCAGGUAUGCGAAUGAGGCAGUUUUUGUCUGCGUUGCUCUCUUUUCACCACCUAAUGACGUCAAGAGUUGUACUUCGCAGCAGUUCGACGAAUGGGAGCAUGACCUUAGUGUGUGUGACUCAAUGGUUGUUGAGUCCGCAAAACGUGGCUUUAGAAGCAGCAAAAAAACAACAACCAACACACACACACACACACCAAAAAACCGGGAGUACAAAGGAAGAACAUAACUGAUAAACGAUCAAAGUCACAUUUUCGGAAAAUGACAGUUUGAAAAUAUAAAUACCUUCAGGUUUUUUUUUCCUUUUGUGGUACCCAACCUUAGAAAGGGUUAAGGAGCCAGGACUGCGCAAGUUGCUCAGCUUCAGUGUUUGAGAUCAAACUUAAGAAACAGGACACAUGCUAUAGCGAUAAAUCAGUGAUGAUGAUGAUGAUGAUGAGGUUGAUGAUGAUGAUGAUGAUGAUGAUGAUGGUGAUUCAUCGAUCAUAUCAUACUUUUGCAUUAUUGUGAACAUCUCGCUUCUGCUUGCUCAGGCCUUUUGAGUUGAUGCUCACAGGACAUCAUGCUUGGAUUUCUUUUUUCGAUCAUGUUUUUGUGAUAGGCCGGGUACAGAUAUAACUUCUCGAACAUGUAACUAUUUUACCAAAUGGAGUUCUGUGUGUCUCCUUAAUCAACAUAGUCCGAAGGACAUGCCACUACAAUCUGGUGCUUAUUGAUUUUAAAUAGAUCGAAGUCGACAGUUUAUUCAAGUUGAACAUCCGUAGAAACUCGGUUUUAAGAUAAGGGAGGCAGAAAUUCCCAAAGUGUUCCUGCUCUCCACUGUCGUACAUUUUAUAAAAAAGCAACGACGUCGGAACAAUGAAAAAGUAUGUAAUUUGCAUUUUUUAAAAAUGUAACGACACGACCAAAGACCUAUUUAGCUAUUAUAACUAGCUCUAGUAAAUAUUACUCGCAUUCACAUUUUUUAUUUCAAUAUCACAGGGUCGGAAUGUAUUCCGUUCCUCUUAUUGUGUCAUAGGAAAAUAUAACUACACCUAUCAGUGUAAAAAAUCCUACAAAAUUAUGCACAUUUCUGUUUAAAGUCAAGUUAAUCAUUAAUUUGUCUUGCCUAUGCAUCUCAAGGGGUAGAUUCGUGUUGUUUUUUUGGUUUUUUGUUCUGUCAUAUUAAAGUACUUGCGGAGAACUUUCAUACCAUUCCAAAUGUACGUGUUACCCUUAUUUGUAAAUUAAUGAUAAUGUAUGAUGAAAAAGAGUAUACAGACUGUCUGUUGCUACAUUAUUCCCUGUUCUGAAUAGUGCCUGGAGGUCAAUUAAAAGCUCGGGCAUAGUAAUUACUGGUUUCUAUAUUCGCUCAGCUCGACAAGGGAAAUGCUUCCUGAUUCUUUACAAUCACAAAUAAAGCAGUGAGUUAAAUUGAAACUAUUCCUAAUCCCGCGCGCGCGCACACACACACACACACACACACACACACACACACACACACACACACACACAAACACGCGUCUGCUCUUUUUGGUAUGUUCUUGCACAGACACGUAUACUAUGAGAGAGAGGGAAAGAGAGUGAGAUUGAGAGAGAGAGAGAGGGAGACAGAGGAGAAGAAUGAGAGAGAGAGAGAGAGAG